AUGAGUGCCGUCAGGGACGGGAGCAUCAGGGACGCGAGCGUCAGGGACGGGCAGCAAGAGGUGGGCGCCUGGUUCAGCACAGCUCACUCCUUCCCUUCCUUUUCUUUCAGAAAGAAGGAGCUCUCAGCCACCAAGAAGGACCGCGUGAACCAUUGUCUGACCAUCUGUGAGAGCAUCGUGGGCCAGUCGCUCAGAAAUUCUCCCGAGUUCCAGAAGCUGCUGGGCAUCGCCAUGGAGCUGUUCCUGCUGUGCAGCGACGACGCGGAGUCGGACGUGAGGAUGGUGGCUGACGAGUGCCUCAACAAGGUCAUCAAGGCGCUGAUGGAUUCUAACCUCCCGAGGCUGCAGCUCGAGCUCUACAAGGAAAUCAAGAAGAACGGCGCUCCCCGGAGCCUGCGUGCUGCCCUGUGGAGGUUCGCCGAGCUGGCGCACCUGGUCCGGCCCCAGAAAUGCAGGCCUUACUUGGUGAACCUCCUGCCUUGCCUGACGCGAACAAGCAAGAGACCUGAGGAGUCUGUUCAGGAGACCUUGGCUGCAGCUAUACCCAAAAUUAUGGCUUCGCUCGGCAAUUUUGCAAAUGACAAUGAGAUUAAGGUUCUGCUGAAGGCUUUCAUCACGAACCUGAAGUCCAGCUCCCCGACCACGCGGCGGACGGCGGCGGCCUGCGUGGUGAGCGUCUGCCAGCACUCCCGGAGGACGCAGUACUUCUACAGCUGGCUGCUCAGCGUGCUCCUAGGGCUGCUGGUUCCCGUCGAGGGCGAGCACCCGUCCCUGCUGGUCCUGGGAGCGCUGCUCACACUGCGGUACUUGGUGCCCUUGCUGCAGCAGCAGGUCCAGGACACCAGCCUGAAAGGCAGCUUUGGGGUGACUCGGAAGGAAAUGGAAGUCUCCCCCUCGACAGAGCAGCUGGUGCAGGUUUACGAGCUGACCUUGCAUUACGCCCAGCACCCGGACCACAACCGCCAGGAGCCCGGCAGCCGCAGCCGCAGCGGGAGCAUCGUGGAGCUGAUAGCCGGAGGGGGUUCCCCAUGCAGCCCUGUCCUUUCCAGAAAACAAAAAGGGAAGGUGCUCCUGGGGGAAGCGGCGGCCUUGGAGGAGGACUCCGAGUCCCGGUCCGAGGGCAGCAGCCCGGCCUUCGCAGCCUCAGUCAAGGGCGAGAUCUGUGGGGAGCUGGCUGCCUCUUCCGGGGUCUCCACGCCGGGCUCUGUCAGCUCCGCGGCUGACUCCACGGGUCACGACAUCAUCACCGAGCAGCCCCGGUCACAGCACACGCUACAGCCGGACUCGGUGGAUCUGACCGGCUGUGACUUGGCGAGUGCAGCCACUGACGGGGACGAGGAGGAUAUCUUAAGCCACAGCUCCAGCCAGAUCAGCGCGGUCCCGUCCGACCCGGCCAUGGACCUGAACGAUGGGACCCAGGCCUCCUCCCCGCUCAGCGACAGCUCUCAGACCACCACCGAGGGGCCCGACUCAGCCGUGACCCCUUCAGACAGCUCCGAAAUCGUGUUAGACGGCGCCGACAGCCAGGACCCGGGGAUGCAGCUCCCACCGCCGGAGGAGGAGGAAGAGGAGGCGGAGGAGGAGGAGGCCGCGGGCCUUCCCGAGGACGCCGUCGCCUUUGCAGCUGCGUCCGCAGCCCUUCAGCAAGCACAUUUACUGAAAAGCAUGGGCCACAGCAGGCAGCCCUCGGACAGCAGUGUGGACAGGGGUGUGUCCAGAGAGGACGCCGCCGACCCAGGGGAUCAGGACAACAAGCCCCGCCGCAUCAGAGGGGACAUCGGGCAGCCUGACGACGACGACUCUGCGCCCCUCACCCACUGUGUCCGCCUCUUGUCUGCUUCGUUUCUGCUCACAGGGGAGAGAAACGCCUUGGUUCCCGACAGGGACGUGCGUGUCAGCGUGAAGGCGCUGGCGCUCAGCUGUGUCGGCGCCGCGGUGGCCCUCCCGGACACACACCGCAGGCUCAGAGCCUUCCUCGCGGCGCUCAGUGGGAAUGCACACAGCAGCACAAAUUUUGCUUAUUGGCUGACAACCGGAGUUCUAACCGGUUGUGUUGACUGCUACCUUGAAUGUAGAAUUUUCACACCUAAACACGCUGCCCGCAUGUUACCCUCGUCAGGCCUUGUCUGGGUGGGUCGCCCGCCCCUUGUUGUCUUUCCUGGGAAGUUGAAGUGGACUUUCACGUGGCUGGGGUUUGUCCCCGCAGAGGAGCAGUACGUCUCGGACGUCCUCAGCUACAUCGAUCACGGAGACCCGCAGGUGCGCGGAGCCACGGCCAUCCUCUGCGGGACUCUCGUCUGCUCCAUCCUCAGCAGGUCCCGCUUCCAGGUGGGGGACUGGCUGGGCUCCGUUCGAGCUCGCACAGGAAACACGUUUUCUCUGGUGGACUGCGUUCCUUUGCUGCGGAAAACGCUGAAGGAUGAGUCAUCCGUUACUUGCAAGUUGGCGUGUACAGCCGUGCGGCACUGUGUCAUGAGCCUCUGUAGCAGCAGCUACAGCGACCUGGGGCUGCAGCUGAUCACCGACGUGCUGAGCCUGAGGAGCAGCUCCUACUGGCUGGUGAGGACGGAGCUGCUGGAGACACUCGCAGAGAUGGACUUCAGGUUGGUGAGCUUUUUGGAAGCAAAAGCAGAACACCUGCACAGAGGGGCGCACCAUUACACAGGGCUUUUGAAGCUGCAAGAGCGGGUGCUCCACAGCGUGGUCCUCCACCUGCUGGGGGAUGAAGACCCCAGAGUGCGACACGUGGCCGCCGCGUCGCUAGUGAGGCUAGUCCCCAAGCUGUUCUAUAAGUGCGACCAAGGGCAGGCGGACCCCGUCGUGGCCAUGGCCAGAGACCAGAGCAGUGUGUACCUGAAGCUUCUCAUGCACGAGGCGCAGCCCGCCUCCCACUUCUCCGUCAGCACCAUAACCAGAAUAUACAGAGGCUAUAACUUACUGCCAAGCAUCACAGAUGUCACCAUGGAAAACAACCUGUCCAGAGUCACUGCGGCCGUGACCCACCAGCUGGUCACCGCCACGACGCGCGCGCUCACGUUCGGAUGCUGUGAAGCUCUGUGUCUCCUCUCAACCGCCUUCCCGGUCUGCACUUGGAGUCUAGGCUGGCACUGUGGAGUGCCCCCUCUGAGCGCCUUGGACGAGUCCAGGAAGAGCUGUACUGUCGGGAUGGUCACGGCGAUCCUGACCCUGCUCUCGUCCGCCUGGUUCCCGUUGGACCUCGCCGCCCAUCAGGAUGCCUUGAUCUUGGCCGGAAACUUGCUUGCAGCCAGUGCCCCCCGAUCUCUGAGAAGCUCAUGGGCCGCGGAGGAGGAGGCCGCCCCGGCAGCCGCCAAGCAGGAGGAGGCGUGGCCGGCGCUGGGGGACCGGAGCCUGGUGCCCAUGGUGGAGCAGCUCUUCUCCCACCUGCUGAAGGUGAUCAACAUCUGCGCCCACGUGCUGGACGAGGUGGCGCCCGGACCCGCGGGGAAGGCAGCCUUGCCGUCCCUGACAAGCGCCCCUGCUCUCAGCCCCAUUCGGCGGAAGGGCAAGGAGAAGGAGCCGAGCGAGCAGGCGUCCGUGCCACUGAGCCCCAAGAAAAGCAGCGACGCCAGCCCCGCCUCUCGACAGUCAGAUGCCACAGGGCCCGUCACAGCCAAUAAACCCUCAUCGCUGGGGAGCUUCUACCACCUUCCUUCCUACCUCAGGCUGCACGACGUCCUGAAGGCCACGCACGCCAACUACAAGGUCACCCUGGACCUUCAGAACAGCACGGAGAAGUUCGGGGGCUUUCUGCGCUCGGCCUUGGACGUGCUCUCUCAGAUCCUAGAGCUGGCCACGCUGCAGGACAUCGGGAAGGUGCAAUGUCUUUUCUUCUCGCUGAGCCGCAGCUACCACACCGCGGCCCCUGGGCCGAGUGCUGGCGCAGCUCCUGCAGACACCGUCACUCCUGUGGCCUCUUGGUCUUCGGUGCCUGCAGUGGGGCCUGGGCGGUGGUGGCUGCCAGUGGGCGCGGGGUCACUGCUCAAGACUCUCUUUGGGACAAACCUGGCCUCCCAGUUUGAUGGCUUGUCGUCCAACCCCAGCAAGUGCCAGGGCCGAGCCCAGCGCCUCGGCUCGUCCAGCCUGAGGCCCGGCCUGUACCACUACUGCUUCAUGGCUCCCUACACCCACUUCACCCAGGCCCUGGCGGACGCCAGCCUGCGCAACAUGGUGCAGGCCGAGCCGGACCACGACGCCUCCGGGUGGUUCGACGUGCUGCAGAAGGUGUCCACCCAGUUGAAGACAAACCUCUCGAGCAUCACAAAGACCCGUGCAGACAAGAACGCCAUUCACAGUCACAUCCGGCUGUUCGAGCCGCUGGUCAUAAAGGCGCUGAAGCAGUACACGACCACCACGUCCGUGCAGCUGCAGAGGCAGGUCCUGGACUUGCUGGCGCAGCUGGUCCAGCUGCGGGUCAACUACUGUCUCCUGGACUCAGACCAGGUGUUCAUCGGGUUCGUGCUGAAGCAGUUUGAGUACAUUGAAGUGGGCCAGUUCAGGGACUCAGAGGCAAUCAUUCCAAACAUCUUUUUCUUCCUGGUCCUCCUGUCUUACGAGCGCUAUCAUUCAAAGCAGAUCAUUGGGAUCCCUAAGAUCAUUCAGCUCUGCGACGGCAUCAUGGCGAGCGGGAGGAAGGCCGUGACCCACGCCAUCCCGGCUCUGCAGCCCAUCGUCCACGACCUCUUCGUUUUAAGAGGGACCAAUAAAGCUGACGCAGGGAAGGAGCUGGAAACCCAGAAGGAGGUGGUGGUGUCAAUGCUCCUCAGACUCAUCCAGUACCAUCAGGUGCUGGAGAUGCUGAUCCUGGUCCUGCAGCAGUGCCACAAGGAGAGCGAGGACCGGUGGAAGCGGCUGUCGCGGCAGGUGGCCGACAUCCUCCUCCCGAUGCUCGCCAAGCAGCAGAUGCACAUCGAUUCUCACGAAGCCCUCGGCGUGUUAAACACGUUGUUUGAGAUCCUGGCCCCGUCCUCCCUGCGGCCCGUGGACAUGCUUUUGCGGAGCAUGUUCGUCACCCCAGACACCAUGGCGUCGGUGAGCACUGUCCAGCUCUGGGUCUCGGGGAUCCUGGCCAUUUUGAGGGUCCUCAUCUCCCAGUCCACCGAAGACAUCGUCCUCUCCCGCAUCCAGGAGCUGGCCUUCUCCCCGCACCUGCUCUCCUGUCCCGUCAUCGACAGGCUAAGGGACGGGGACGGGGCCUCAGCACCCACUGGGCACAGCGCGGGCAGGCAGGUGCAAACGUUGCCGGAAGAGACGUUCUCUAGGUUCCUCCUGCAGCUGGUGGGCAUCCUCUUAGAGGACAUUGUCACGAAGCAGCUCAGAGUGGACAUGAGCGAGCAGCAGCACACUUUCUACUGCCAGGAGCUGGGCACGCUCCUCAUGUGUCUGAUCCACAUCUUCAAGUCUGGAAUGUUCCGGAGAAUCACAGCAGCCGCCUCCAGGCUCUUCACGGCCGACGGCGCGGACGGCAGCUUCUACGGCCUGGAGAGCUUGAACGCGCAGGUGCGCUCCAUGGUCCCCACACACCCGGCCCUCGUGCUGCUCUGGUGCCAGAUCUUGCUGCUCGUCAGCCACACGGACUACGGCGGGCCGAGACGACGCAGUCUGUCCAGCACGAAGUCCCUGAGUCCCCAGAUGUCUGGAGAGGAGGACACCGAGCUGGCAUCCAAACUUGGGAUGUGCAACAGAGAAAUUGUCCGGCGAGGUGCGCUCAUCCUCUUCUGUGAUUACGUGUGUCAGAACCUGCACGACUCCGAGCACCUGACCUGGCUCGUCGUGAACCACAUCCAGGACCUGAUCAGCCUGUCGCACGAGCCGCCCGUGCAGGACUUCGUCAGCGCCGUGCACCGCAACUCGGCCGCCAGCGGCCUGUUCCUCCAGGCCAUCCAGUCCCGCUGCGAGAGCCUCUCGGCCCCCACCACUCUGAGGAAAACCCUGCAGUGCCUGGAGGGCAUCCACCUGAGCCAGUCGGGCGCCGUGCUGACGCUGUACGUGGACAAGCUGCUGUGUACCCCGUUCCGCGUGCUGGCCCGCAUGGUCGACACCCUUGCGUGUCGCCGGGUAGAAAUGCUUUUGGCUGCAAAUUUCCAGAGCAGCGUGGCCCAGCUGCCCGUGGAAGAACUGAACAGGGUCCAGGAGCACCUUCAGAGCCGCGGGCUCGCUCACAGGCUGGAUGGGGAGGGGUCCCUGGCGCCGGAGACUGUGAGCCCAGACAAGGACUGGUACGUGCGCCUGGUCAAGUCCCAGUGCUGGACGAGGUCUGACUCUGCGCUGCUGGAGGGGGCGGAGCUGGUGAAUCGGCUCCCCCCGGGUGACAUGAGCGCGUUCCUGAGGCACCCGGAGUUCAACGUCAGCCUGUUAGCCCCGUGCCUGGGCGUGGGCGCGCGGGAAGUUUCCGGAGGCCAGAAGAGCGCCCUCUUUGAAGCAGCGCGCGAGGCGACUCUGGAGCGGGUGGUCGCCAUGGUCCAGCCGCUGCCCGCCACCCACCAGGCGUUCCGGCCCCCCCUGCCUGCAGAGUCCACCGCCUACUGGAGCCAGUUGAACGAUCUGUUUGGGGAUGCCGGGGUGUAUCGCUCCCUGACCACGCUGGCCCGCGCCCUGGCCCAGUACCUGCUGCUGCUCCCCAAGCUGCCCGGCCACCUGCACCUCCCCCCGGAGAAGGAGAGGGACACUGUGAAGUUUGUGGUCAUGACCCUGGAGGCACUGGCCUGGCACUUGGUCCACGAGCAGAUCCCGCUGAGCGUGGACCUGCAGGCAGGCCUGGACUGCUGCUGCCUGGCCCUGCAGCUGCCCGGCCCGCGGCGCCUGCUGGCCUCCCCCGAGAUGGUGACCCGCACCUGCUCCCUCAUCCACUGCGUCCGCCUCCUCCUGGAAGCCAUUGUGGUGCAGCCCGGGGACCAGCUGCUCAGUCUAGAGAGAAAGACAGACACCCCGAAGGCGGCCAGAGAGGACGGAGGAGACCCACGCACACAGAGCCCCGAGCAUGUGACUGCAGCCUGCAGGACGGUGGCAGAGCUGGUGGAGGCCUUGCCGUCCGUGCUGGCCUUGGGGCAUAAGAGGAACAGCCACAUGCCCGCGUUCCUCACGUCCGUGCUCAGGAACAUCGUGGUCAGCCUGGCCCGCUUGCCCCUCGUCAACAGCUACACGCGCAUCCCCCCCCUGGUCUGGAAGCUCGGGUGGUCACCCACGCCGGGAGGGGAUUUCGGCACAGCCUUCCCCGAGAUCCCCGUGGAGUUCCUCCAGGAGAAGGAAGUCUUCAAAGAGUUCAUCUACCGCAUCAACACACUGGGGUGGACCAGCCGCACUCAGUUCGAGGAAACGUGGGCCACCCUCCUGGGCGUCCUGGUGACCCAGCCCCUCGUGCUGGAGCAGGAGGAGAGCCCUCCGGAGGAAGACACGGAGAGGACCCAGAUCAACGUCCUGGCUGUGCAGGCCAUCACCUCCCUGGUGCUGAGCGCGAUGGCCGUGCCCGUGGCCGGCAACCCCGCCCUCAGCUGCUUGGAGCAGCAGCCCCGGAACAAGCCCCUGAAAGCACUCGACACCAGGUUUGGGCGGAAGCUGAGCGUGAUCCGAGGAAUUGUAGAGCAGGAAAUUCAAGCAAUGGUGUCGAAGAGGGAGAACAUCGCCACCCAUCACCUCUACCAGGCGUGGGACCCCGUCCCCUCUCUGUCUCCAGCCACCACAGGUGCCCUCAUCAGCCACGACAAGCUGCUGCUGCAGACCAACCCCGAGCGGGAGCUGGGCAGCAUGAGCUACCAGCUCGGCCAGGUGUCCAUCCACUCGGUGUGGCUGGGGAGCAGCAUCACGCCCCUGAGGGAGGAGGAGUGGGACGAGGAGGAGGAGGAGGAGGCCGACGUCCCCGCGCCCCCGUCACCACCCACGUCUCCAGUCAGCUCCAGGAAGCACCGGGCUGGGGUGGACACCCACUCAUGCUCGCAGUUCUUGCUGGAGCUGUACAGCCGCUGGGUCCUGCCGUCCAGUUCCAGCCGAAGGACCCCCGUCAUCCUGAUCAGUGAAGUGGUGCGAUCUCUCCUCGUGGUCUCAGACCUGUUCACGGAGCGCAGCCAGUUUGAGAUGAUGUACCAGACGCUGACCGAGCUGCGCAGGGCGCACCCUCCAGAGGACGAGAUCCUCCUGCAGUACCUGGUGCCAGCCACCUGCAAGGCGGCGGCCGUCCUCGGCAUGAGACGCUCCCUCAGCAGCACGAGCGGCUGCCUGGCCUUGGCCCGUGCCUCCUGCGUGCUCGGCCCUGCCCGUCCUGACAGCGGUGAGCAGGCGCCUCGGGGAGCCCUCACCCCAGUCUGCCGGCUGUUGGAGAGCACGCUCCGGAGCAGCCACCUGCCCAGCAGGAUCGGGGCCCUGCACGGCGCCCUCUACGUGCUGGAGUGCGACCUGCUGGACGACACGGCGAAGCAGCUCAUCCCCGUCAUCAGCGACUACCUCCUCUCCAACCUCCGCAGCAGCGCCCACUGCGUGAACCUGCACAGCCAGCAGCACGUGCUGGUGAUGUGUGCCACCGCCUUCUACCUGAUGGAGAACUACCCUCUGGACGUGGGGCCGGACUUCUCCGCAUCCAUCAUACAGAUGUGUGGGGUGAUGCUGUCGGGAAGCGAGGAGGCCACGCCGUCCACCGUCUACCACUGCGUCCUGCGGGGCCUGGAGCGCCUCCUGCUGUCCGAGCAGCUGUCCCGGCUGGAUGCCGAGUCCCUGGCCAAGCUCAGUGUGGACAGGGUGAACGUGCACAGCCCGCAUCGGGCCAUGGCCGCCCUGGGCCUGAUGCUCACCUGCAUGUACACAGGGAAGGAAAAAGCCAGUCCCGGCAGAGCCUCCGAGCCCGGCCCUGCCGCGCCCGACAGCGAGUCCGUGAUCGUGGCCAUGGAGCGCGUGUCUGUUCUUUUCGACAGGAUCAGGAAGGGGUUUCCCUGUGAAGCCCGCGUUGUGGCGAGGAUCCUCCCUCAGUUUUUAGAUGACUUCUUCCCUCCGCAAGACGUCAUGAACAAAGUCAUCGGGGAGUUCCUGUCCAACCAGCAGCCCUACCCGCAGUUCAUGGCCACCGUGGUGUACAAGGUUUUCCAGACGCUGCACAGCACGGGGCAGUCGUCCAUGGUCCGGGACUGGGUCAUGCUGUCCCUCUCCAACUUCACGCAGAGGACCCCGGUGGCCAUGGCCGUGUGGAGCCUGUCCUGCUUCUUUGUCAGCGCGUCCACCAGCCCGUGGGUCUCGGCCAUCCUGCCCCACGUCGUCAGCAGGAUGGGCAAGCUGGAGCACGUGGACGUCAACCUCUUCUGCCUGGUGGCCACGGACUUUUACAGACACCAGGUAGAGGAGGAGCUGGACCGCCGGGCCUUCCAGUCUGUGUUCGAGGUGGUGGCGGCGCCAGGAAACCCAUACCAGCGGCUGCUGGCUUGUUUGCGGAACGUUCACAAGGUCGCCACGUGCUGAGCACCGCGGGGCACCGGCGGCGGGUUCGGCGGGGUCUGUGCCCAGCAGGUGCCCUG
Messenger RNA from Myotis davidii, 9512 nucleotides. It is a transcript of the gene HTT, whose product is annotated as huntingtin. The record is from RefSeq and is a predicted model, not a curated record. Bases 1 to 9456 code for a protein of 3151 amino acids. Lineage: Eukaryota; Metazoa; Chordata; Mammalia; Chiroptera; Vespertilionidae. Gene Ontology annotation, cellular component: cytoplasm; nucleus. The transcript has 70 exons. Gene Ontology annotation, biological process: microtubule-based transport.